This is a messenger RNA of Scleropages formosus (Asian bonytongue), 1579 nucleotides long. RefSeq names its product cilia- and flagella-associated protein 251-like. Bases 13 to 1479 code for a protein of 488 amino acids. The transcript is spliced from 5 exons. NCBI's taxonomy places the organism in Eukaryota, Metazoa, Chordata, Actinopteri, Osteoglossiformes, Osteoglossidae. The record is from RefSeq and is a predicted model, not a curated record.
UGUGUUCAUUGUAUGGAACGCAGUCUGGAGACAAGACUACACCAAAGGAGCAGCUCAUCCUCAGAAUGCGUGCACGAAAUGGCCACAAUGCCACCUGACCAAGAGCAGGAGGACAUGACUCUGACUCAGGAUGAAGCUGUGGAGGCAAGUGCAGGGCUAGACAUAGAGGAAGAAGAUCAGGAAAGUACUGGAGCUGAAGAGGAGAUGCAGCACAGCAAUCAGGAGGAAGAAGAUGAGGAAGGUGGAAAGGGUGUUAAAGAAGAGGAGUGUAAGGGACUGGUGGAAGAAGAGAGGCAAGAAGGGGAAAAGGAAAGGAGAUGGGAUGUAAACAAAGGGGAGACAGGUGGUGAAACAGAAAUAGGUAGAAGAGAAGAGAAUGAGGACAGUGAGGUGGAGAUCACUGAAGAGGAAGUAGGAACAGGCGAGGGAGAGGGAUCAUCAGGUUCUGGAGACCCUGAGCAUGGAGAAAGUGAUGGGAUACCAGAGCAGAGUGAAUGUGUGGAACAGGAGCAAGAGGAGGUGUCUGAUGAAGAGGCUGGAGAGAAGUUACCAAACUUGGAGCAAGAGGGAGUCCAGGAAAAAGGAGAUGGAGUAAAGGUAGAGCUGGAGGGUGAUGAGGAUGAUGAAGCCCAAGGAAGUGGACAUUUUGAGGAGUGCAACGAAGAAGAAGGAGAUGCAGAAGGGGAAAGAAAGAGCAUGAUUAGUCUCAGUGAGAGCAGUGAUGAUGAUGAGGGAGAGGAUGGAGAGAAAGGAAGAGAUACUAUGAAGGAAAGCGCAAAGGAACAAGAGGCGAUGGAGGAUGAUAUCAGUAUGGAAGAAGAAGAGGCAGAUGAGGAAGAGAUUAAUGAAGAAGAGGCAGAAGACAGCGAAAAGAAAGACAGAGAGGGAAGUGGAAUAGCUGAAGACUCUGCAGCUUCAAACAGCGGCGAUAAGGAGAGUAAGGAAGAAUCAGACUCGGACGAUGAAAUAAUCAGCUCGCAGCUGGAAUACAGGAAAAUUGAAGCAACCAAUGAAAGCUGGAAUCUGGAAGGCUGGAAUACUAAAGCUAAAGAAAAUAUGGCAAAGAUUGAGGAGGAGGAAGAGGGGGAAGAAGAUGGGGAAGAACACAGGAUGAACAACAAGAAGGCCAAAUAUGAGAGAGCUUCCAUUCGAAAUGUCAUGACUAACGAUGAGGCGGGCGAGUCGGCUGAUGUUCAGGAAGACAUUGAAGGUCUUCUAGCUCCACGUAGAAGUUCUCCAAAACCUCAUGUUUCAGACACUGUGGAGGAGAAGGCAACAGGAAGAGCCCCAGCUCUGAAAGAGGUACCCAGCAGCCACCCUGCGUGUAAUGCACCCAGGGAGAAAAAAAAAAUCAGCGUGAAACCUAAAGCUUUGUGGCACGACUCGGAGAGCGACUCGGUAGAGGAGCCGCUGGCUCGCGAGAACCCGGCCGCACCGUCGAUGGAUGACCAGGACGACUUUGAUGGCUUCUAUGAUUAACAAAGAUGAGAUCGAGCAGCUCCACUAAUUCAUGGCAAAUGCCAGCCCAAAAAAGUAGAGGCAUACUUAGCAACACUGUGUACAGAACACUUACUAGAAU